Messenger RNA from Acanthoscelides obtectus, 2676 nucleotides. The record is from the annotation of a GenBank genome assembly. NCBI's taxonomy places the organism in Eukaryota, Metazoa, Arthropoda, Insecta, Coleoptera, Chrysomelidae.
AUGGCUAGUUUUCAAUCAAUAAUGAAGAAGUACCCAAGUCUCUUAGUAAUACUCCUCAAUUUUCAAACAUUAUUAGCAUUAUAUGAGGACCAAGUAGGAAAGUUUGACUGGAAGAGGUCAUUUAUUGGGAAAGUAAAGUAUGCCCACUUUGACGCCAGUAGAAUCAUUGUCGGUACAGAAGAAAACAUUAUAGCAAGUUUGAACAUGAAAAAUGGAAAUAUUCUAUGGAGGCAGCUGAUGGAGAACCCAAAGGAACAGCAGCUGAUGCUGUUACAUUCAGACAGAGAUCUUCUAAGUGUCUCAGGAACCAUGAACAACUGGUUUGUACGAACCUGGGAUCAUCAAACAGGGACAUUGCUAUCAGAAUGGACGAUAUUUUCUGAUAAGAAUAUACCUUCUGUGUUUACUGUGGAAAAGGGAACACUUCUUCAUAUUUUUCCAACUCAAAAUUCUCAUUUAGAUGUAGUAACAUAUAAUUUAGAUGGGAAUAAUCAAAAGAACACCAUCAAAAUACCUGCUCCUUGGAUCACAGAUAUUUCUAAUUGUGUGCUAUCCAAAAGUUACUAUAUAUGUAUAUCAAAAAAUGAUAUAUCUGGACAAUUGUACUAUGUAAACAUCCUUUCAGAAAAACCUAAGGUUUAUAUCAAAACUCUGCAUAGUGUUUUAGGUGAUACACCAGACUUGAUAGAAAUAUUACCAUUUGAAGACAUUUUUCCAGCAUUCCUUCUCUCUUCAAAUGGCCAAGCCAAAGUAAUACAUGUUGAUGAAGAUGUAGUUAAUACUAAGAUUUUCAAAGUGAUGCCAAAUGCUGUUUCAAAUCAUAAUGGUGAGAAACCAUUUAUAUAUCAGUUAGAACCAGCUUCAAAUCCUGAUAAACUAGUUCAAAUUCGUGUGAAAGAUUAUGCUACUUGUCAAGAUGAGAUGGCUACAGAGUUAGAGUAUCCUGUAGGAUUAGGGGCCCCUAUAAUUAUUGCUACUGCCACAAAAAAUACUUUAACAGAUGUACUACUCAGUACAACAGACAAUGCUUUUAUGUUGGUUAGAUUAUCUGAUGGAAAAAUUAUGUGGACCAGAGAGGAAGCUUUGAGUAAUAUCAUCGCUGUUGAGUUCUUUGAGUUACCAGUCUCAGAAUUGGAUGCAUCAAUAGAAAAUGAAUUUAAAGCAUCUUCAAAUAGUAUAUUAAGUAUGCUAUCUCAUAGAUUGAAUACACAGGCAAAACAGCUAUCAACAUUGAUUUUUGGAGAACAUCCAAUGUCAUCAAGUGGACUUGUCAGGGAUGCCUUCGGUUUGCAUAAGCUGAUUGUAGUUGCAACUAGUGUUGGAAAGUUAUUUGCUAUUGACACAUUGUCUGGCUCAAUUGUUUGGAGCUAUAGACUACCAAAUGUUAAGCCAUUUAGUAUUUUGGGUGAGGAUAAAAUAUUGCUAUUUGCCCAAAGAACAGCAAGAUAUGCUCCAUUGCCUGCACAAUGUAUCCUUAUAGCAAAUGAUAAAUACUCGGGUAAUGGAGUAAUAUUCCAGUUUGAUCCUAUUACUGGUUACUCACAAAAAGGUAUAGAAAAACUUAAUUAUCAAAUUGCACAAGCUAUACAUUUACCUUAUGAAGACGAUCAACAUUUAAAACCAGUUUUAAUGAUAUCUUCAACAAAUGAAGUUUACUUAUAUCCGAGUUGUGCAAUGGGUGAGGUAUACAAAUAUACUUCUAAAUUAUACACUUAUUUAGUUGAUAAUACAGGAUCAUUCAAAGGAUAUAGUUUCAUUCAUAGUACUAAAGAUAAACUCAAAAUGACUCCCUCUUGGGAACUACAACUACAACCUGCAAAGUUGGUAGCAGUUAAAACUAAACAUCCAAAUGAAAGGGUACAUUCUCAAGGUAGAGUGUUACCAGAUAGAUCCGUUUAUUAUAAAUAUGUAAACCCAAACCUCAUAGCAGUGGCAACGGUUAGUGAUGAUCCAGUUCAUAAACAUGUUUUAAGUGUCUACCUGAUAGAUGGGGUGACUGGUCUCAUUUUAUAUGCCACCUCACAUAAGAGAUCGAGGGGUCCCAUACAUCUAGUGCACUCAGAAAACUGGAUUGUAUACUCUUAUUUCAAUGAGAGAUUCAGAAGAACUGAAUUUGCUGCAGCUGAAUUAUAUGAAGGCCAUGUUCAAAGCAACAGUUCAGUAUUCAGCUCAUUUGCAGUAAGUCUAUUACCUCAUGUUCAGACACAAUCAUAUAUUUUGCCAGCAACACCCCUAAGUGUAACUGUUACAUUGACAGAAAGGGGAAUAACAAAUAAAUUUCUAUUGGCAGGGCUUAGUGGUGGGGGUGUCAUUGAAAUUCCUUGGUUGCUACUUCAGCCUAGAUUGAAUGACAUACCUUGUAGCCCAGAAGAGAGUUGCAUCCCUUAUAUGCCAGAAAUUCCACUGCCUUCUGAAGCUGUGAUCAACUAUAACCAAACAAUUGGUAGAAUAGACGGUAUCGAAGUAGCACCUGCACGUUUGGAAAGUACAAGUCACAUACUUGUUCAUGGUAUUGACUUAUUUUAUACAAAAGUUGCCCCAUCAAAGACGUUUGACAUGCUUAAAGAAGACUUUGAUCAUAUGAUGAUUAUAUUGGUAUUGACAGGACUUGUAAUAUCAUCAUACCUUACAAAAUAUCUUGCUUCAAAGAAAGCUUUGAAGCAAAUGUGGAAAUAA